AGCUGCCUCGUUAGGCAUGCGGCGUGGGGUGGAGGAGCAACGCGCUGCGCAACAGCGGUGGGAGGGCCGCCGUACUCAGGGCCCCGACGCUGCGUUUGUUGCCGUACGCGACGCUGGCCGGCUGGGUGGCAGCACCAGCCAUGGGCACGAUAACGCCAACUCGCAGCAACAUACCGGGGGCCGGAGGCUGCUUGACUCUGCGUCCUGGUACCCCAGUUGCAGGAACUACCCCGCACCCAAAUCGGUUGCUCAAGACAGUUCUGGAAGGUUUUGGGGCAGCGAGGGUGGGUCCUGCAUCUACCGCGACGCCUCAGGCAACCCGGCCAAGCUGUGGGACAUCGUGCCGGCAUGCAGCUCGGACGUAACGCCUGCUAACAUCAAGUCAACGGACUCUGCCGGAAGGUUCUGGGGUUGGGAAAACAGCCGCAGCUGCGCAUUUAAGGACGGUAGCGGCAAGCCUCUCAGCGUGGACAGCAGUAGCAGCAACAACAAGGACAGCGGUAGCGGAUCUUCAGUAUCCGCCAACUCCAAUGACCCAUGGGUCUCUGCGUCUGCGUGCACUGCAGACCCCACGUCCGGAAACUCCAAAACCGAC
Molecule: messenger RNA, 595 nt
Organism: Astrephomene gubernaculifera
Lineage: Eukaryota; Viridiplantae; Chlorophyta; Chlorophyceae; Chlamydomonadales; Astrephomenaceae
Source: the annotation of a GenBank genome assembly